UUUAUGACAGUACUCUCAUAUUGGGUCUUAAGAAAAAUACCUGCAGACGUGUUCAAAGCACACAUAUGUGGGUGCUUUGAACAUGUCAGCAGACAGUUUUGGUAGGCCCAAUAUGAGAUGACACGAGAGAGAAACGCGCCUGAGAUGGUAUUUGCACACUGCUUUUUCCUUGGUGUACGAGCAGUCUUACCGGGACUUUACGGAGCGAGUCAAGAAAACGUCAGCAGAUGAUCAGUCUGCUAACGUAAGUGGACAGUAGAAUUCGUCUGCUACGAAGCGUCAUUCGCAGACAAAAAUAGAACAAGAAAAUACAUUCACAUAUUCUGUUAAAAGACGGGAAUAAAGGCAGCCGUCUGCUAAAAGUCGAGUGCCGCGAGGAAGUGAUACGGGACGCAAGCUGAAACUAAAAUGGUCUGCUAUACUUCCCGUUCGAUGGGAUCGACAACAAGCGCUCCCUCUGCAAAUUUCCAGCUGUGCUGCCCUAUAUAGGUCAAAUUCUCCUAUGUAUGUAGUACUCGGGAGAAAUACUUUAAAUACCUUGAGAACCCUGUCACCAUCCGUGUGUUAGUGAGAAGCUCUCACCAAAAGGACUCGCGAACAGACUAGAGAUUAUCUAGUAACGUGACUUCGCACUUGUCGAUAACUCUCGCAGAGAAAAACGCUGAGGCGUCGUGUCCAAUCAGUAACCAAGAAUGCUAUCGCUCUCACCAGGUACCAAAACCGACCCCUAAAGUUGGUUUUGAAAAGCUGGUGGAACAGGGCUGAACAGAUUCAGUAAUUAGAGCCAUAUUCCAGCCUGAACCAUGCCCUCAGGGUCCGGGAAGACUUUAGAGAGGAGGCCGAACUAUCCGGAAAUCCUCUUAAAGCAAGCGUGAGCGAUCCUUCGCUGCCUGGGAAAGAGUGCCAGCCACCAGCCAGACCAACCUAUGGCAGUGCCAGAACCUUGGGCUACGUUUUUCCCCAGAUAAAUGGGACCUACUAGUCGGAUCAAAUAGGGAAUGGCCACAGCUCAGCCAACUACAUGCAACAUUUCCAAUCCCGUCCCUACCUUCGUUCGCCGACACACCAUGUCCAUUUUGUUCACGUGUAAUUCUCAAAACCUGUGGCGGCGAUAUACCGUGCAGUUGUUUGUUUUGUGGCGUGCCUGCCUUUUUUCAGCACUACAGAGCAGGAGCGAUGUAACUAAACCACGCUCUUUGAUCGUACCCAGUUGUGUCUUUCAUGAUUUAUGUAGAUCUGUAUCGAAGUAAUCUUUUACCGUAUGUUUAAAGGUGAAGUAAAACCUUCGAAGCACGUAUUAAUAGAGAAGGAUCACUUUUAUGUUUGAUUCACGUGCAUUUUUACAGUCGACGUUUUCGGUGUAUUCAGUAUCAAGUUAUGGUGCGGGUGUUUGAUCGUGAUAUUAUUAUUUUACUUUUUGAAUUACACCGCAAUAUCAAUGUAAACCUCUGACUUUCUCUACUUCAUCAGCAUGAUGUGUUUAUGUUUGCUUGUUCCCUAAGUUUCGUUCUGAUUGAGCUUCUGUAUUGGUAUAGUAUAAAAAAAAGGAACGAAACAAAAUUUGAUCUUCACUCCUAACAGAACUUGCCCACGCAGCAUCCGACUCCGAAUGGCAGAGAACGGAGUACGAGGACAAGGGGGCGGAGCUCUCCUUCCAAGGAGCCGAAUUGCAGAGGGAACCAUUGAAGAUGGACCAGGAGGGGAGGACGGACGGCGGUGCGACUUCUGCCGCCAAUCUUAUGGUGCCCACGGAACUAACAACACCAGACCUGAUCGAAGCAUACUCUGGCGACAAAGUGGAUACCUUCGACCAGGACAGCCGCAGGGGUGACACCUCUCCCCCCACCAACCCACAAAAGCAGCAAACGCACCGAAACCCGGACAAGCACCCGUGCCGCUUCUGUCCUUACUCAUGCUCUUACGCGGCGGGUAUCGCCAUCCACGAGAGGACUCACACUGGAGAGAGGCCCUUCAGUUGCGAUGUUUGCGAGAAAACGUUCACGCAUAAGGCUACCUUGAAGGCUCACGUUCGAACUCACACCGGAGAGAAGCCGUUCAAGUGCAACACGUGCAGCAGGGCCUUUGCUCAGAAACGCAGCUUGGCGGUUCAUGAGAAGAUUCACACCGGACAGAAGCCGUUCAAGUGCAACACAUGCUGCAGGGCGUUCACUCAGAAAACCCAUUUGGCGGGUCAUGAGAGGACUCACACGGGAGAGAAGCCGUUCAAGUGCAACACGUGUAGCAGGGCGUUUAAUCACAAACGCAACUUGGCGGUUCAUGAGAAGAUUCACACCGGAGAGAAGCCGUUCAAGUGCAACACGUGCUGCAGGGCGUUCACUCAGAAAACCCAUUUGGCGAAUCAUGAAAGGACUCACACCGGAGAGAAGCCGUUCAAGUGCAACACGUGCAGCAGGGCGUUUACUCAUAAAUGCGAUUUGACGAUGCAUGUGAGGGCUCACACCGGAGAGAAGCCGUACAGGUGCAACACGUGCAGCAGGGCGUUCACUCAGAAAACUCGCUUGGCGAAUCAUGAGAGGACUCACACCGGAGAGAAGCCGUUCAAGUGCGAGACCUGCAGUAGAGCGUUCGCGGCUCAUAGCAAUUUACGCGCUCAUCGGAAGAGACAUCGCAAGUUAUCGAAACAGCAACGUGCAUCAUAGUUGUGGAAGGGAUUUGAACGAAAUACUCUAGCACCGACGUGUGUUCAUUUGGCUUGGCGAUAGACCUGCAGCGGUUCUACUUGCGAGCAGUGUGUCUUUUGCAUAGUUCAAAAUGUUUCAGCCUGUUAUUUAUAGCGCAAACACAGAUAAAAAAUGUGAAUUUCCCUUAGACGAAGCGACCAGAGGUCUUUUUAGAGCGCAGCUCUUAGGCGCCCGUUUCCGGCUUGAGCGGCGUC
Messenger RNA from Ixodes scapularis (black-legged tick), 2896 nucleotides. RefSeq names its product zinc finger protein 239-like. The transcript has 3 exons. The coding region runs from base 1689 to 2660 and encodes 323 amino acids. NCBI's taxonomy places the organism in Eukaryota, Metazoa, Arthropoda, Arachnida, Ixodida, Ixodidae. The record is from RefSeq and is a predicted model, not a curated record.